This is a messenger RNA of Brassica oleracea var. oleracea, 1138 nucleotides long. RefSeq names its product nuclear transcription factor Y subunit A-2-like. The transcript has 4 exons. Gene Ontology annotation, biological process: regulation of transcription by RNA polymerase II. Bases 1 to 816 code for a protein of 271 amino acids. Gene Ontology annotation, molecular function: RNA polymerase II cis-regulatory region sequence-specific DNA binding; DNA-binding transcription factor activity, RNA polymerase II-specific. NCBI's taxonomy places the organism in Eukaryota, Viridiplantae, Streptophyta, Magnoliopsida, Brassicales, Brassicaceae. The record is from RefSeq and is a predicted model, not a curated record.
AUGGCUAUGCAAACUGGUCCACAGAUCUCUUGGUGGAAUGCUUUUAGAUCUCAGCCGGUGAGUCUUGCCGGAGAUUCUGACUCGUUCGGAUCUGCCGUAGAGACAGAACAUGGUGUGGAUAAACAGAACAACUCUGCUACUCACUUAGCUUUCUCACUUGGUGAUGUGAAGAGUUCAAGAGUUGUGCCAAAGCCUCAUGGAGCUGCUUUCUCAGUGCAACCACCUUGCUUGGAACUUGGAUUUACUCAGCAACAGAUGUAUCCAUGUGUGGAACAACAAUACUAUGGAGUUGUCUCAGCCUAUGGAUCUCAGAGCAGAGUAAUGCUUCCUCUAAACAUGGAAACAGAAGAUGGAACAAUCUUUGUGAACUCAAAGCAAUACCAUGCAAUCAUCAGGCGACGCCAAUCACGUGCAAAGGCUGCUGCUGUUCUUGACCAGAACAAACUGAGUAGCAGAGGCCGUAAGCCAUAUAUGCAUCACUCUCGUCAUCUCCAUGCAUUGCGCCGUCCUAGAGGAUCCGGUGGAAGAUUCUUGAACACUAAAAGUGGAACCAAUGCAAAGAAAGCUGAUGGAACUAAGCAGACUCAGAGUCAGGCUAUCUCUCAACAAAGUAACUCUCAGAACUCUGAAGUUCUUCAUCCGGAAAGUGGGACCAUGAACUUAUCGACCGGACUAAAUGUCUCCGGAUCUGAAGUUACAAGCAUGAACUACUUUCUAAGUUCUCCGGUUCAUCGUCUUGGGGGCAUGGUAAUGCCUACCAAGUGGACUGCAUCAGUGGCAGCUAUGGAUAAUGGCUGCUGCUAUUUCAAAACCUGAUAUUUUACCUUUGUUUCUCAGUCAACUGGAGAUAGAGAGGAUAGAACUCUUUGUCUUGGAAAAGGAGAAUGAGUUUUUUCUUUUUAUUCUUGCAUUUGACUGUGGACAGGCAAAUCAUCUUUGGCUCAUUCUCUACUUAGGCUUCUUCACCGUCAGGUGAACGGAGCCUUGGUUUUAUCUCAAUGUGAAAAUAGUUAGAUGGGGCUUUGGCAUUUAAGCCUCUCAUUGUGUGUGUGUGUUUGUGUUUGUGUUUAUGUAUGUUUCUGAAACAAUUGUAAAAACUUGUAGUUGUGUGGUUUAUGUAAAUAUAUUUCGAGUUAUU